UUGAAACAGAACGCGACACGACACGUUACAGGGACACAUUUAUAGUUGAGCUGCUCAACUAAACCUCUUAAAUUCUUUUACAUGCCCAUCUCUCUCUCGCUAUAUAUAUUUUUCGUAUUGGUGCAGUCAAAUCUCUCUCUCUCUAGGCUUAGUAUUUCUCUACAAUGGCCGGUUUUUUGUCGCUGGUCAGACGCUUAUACCUCACUCUCUACAACUGGACCGUUUUCGCAGGAUGGCUUCAAGUUUUGUACCUGGUUGUGAAGACACUGAGGGAAUCAGGCCAUGAGCAGGUCUACAAUGCGGUCGAACGGCCGCUUCUGCUCGCUCAAACCGCCGCUGUCUUGGAGAUUGUUCAUGGUCUAGUGGGGCUGGUGAGAUCUCCAAUAUCAGCAACACUGCCGCAGAUAGGUUCAAGAUUGUAUUUGGCAUGGUGCAUCUUGUGGAGUUUCCCCCAGAUUCAGACUCACAUACUUGUGACCUCCCUGGUGAUCAGCUGGUCCAUCACGGAGAUUAUUCGAUAUUCUUUCUUUGGGAUAAAGGAGGCGCUUGGUUUCACACCUUCAUGGCUCUUGUGGCUCAGGUAUAGCACCUUUUUGUUGUUGUAUCCAACUGGCAUUGCCAGUGAAGUCGGUCUAAUAUAUCUUGCCCUGCCAUUUUUGAAGGCAUCUGAAAAGUAUUGUGUAAGGAUGCCAAACAAAUGGAACUUCUCUUUUGAUAACUUCUAUGCCGCGAUUCUUAUCAUCGGAAUCUAUGUCCCAGGCAGCCCUCACAUGUACACUUAUAUGCUUGGGCAGAGGAAGAAAGCUCUCUCAAAGUCCAAGAAGGAGUAGAAUGGCAGCCAAUUUUACUAUUAUUAUUAUUAUUAUUAUUAUUAUUAUUAUUAUUAUUAUUAUUUGCGUUGUUCUUAAUUGUUUUUUGGAACUUUGUAGGUGUGAAAUGUAAAUCUAUUUUUAAAAAUGGUUACUCUGAUCAUUAUCGAAUUAAGACAUGAAAGAAAAUUGCCUAAUUUUGAUUCUUAA
Molecule: messenger RNA, 1019 nt
Organism: Alnus glutinosa
Lineage: Eukaryota; Viridiplantae; Streptophyta; Magnoliopsida; Fagales; Betulaceae
Product: very-long-chain (3R)-3-hydroxyacyl-CoA dehydratase PASTICCINO 2
Exons: 9
Coding region: 165-830 (221 amino acids)
Biological process (GO): very long-chain fatty acid biosynthetic process; sphingolipid biosynthetic process; fatty acid elongation
Cellular component (GO): endoplasmic reticulum membrane
Molecular function (GO): 3-hydroxyacyl-CoA dehydratase activity
Source: RefSeq, a predicted model, not a curated record